Molecule: messenger RNA, 1444 nt
Organism: Canis lupus familiaris (dog)
Lineage: Eukaryota; Metazoa; Chordata; Mammalia; Carnivora; Canidae
Product: T cell receptor alpha variable 9-2
Exons: 8
Coding region: 107-901 (264 amino acids)
Source: RefSeq, a predicted model, not a curated record
UGAUUCUAGUGGAACAGAUUGAGUGUAAGAACAGAGUUUCUCUAGACCCGGACUCUACACUCUGUAGAGUAGGGGUUAAGGCACCUCAUUGACUAGACAAAGAAUCAUGAAGAGAAUCUGGGACGCUCUGCUGGGGCUCCUGUGGGUCCAUGUUUGCUUAGUGACAGGGAUGAAGGUGGAGCAGAGCCCUUCAGCCCUGAGCCUGCAGGAGGGAGCCAGCUCUAUCCUCAAGUGCAAUUACUCUAGCGCAGUGAACAAUGUGCAAUGGUUUCGACAGAAUCCCGAGGGCGGCAGCCUCACCAGGCUGUUUUACAUAGCUUCAGGGAUGAAGCAGAGCGGGAGGCUAAACUGCACACUGAAUGCUAAGGAACGGUUCAGCACCCUCCAUGUCGCGGCCUCUCAGCUGGAAGACUCAGCCACCUACCUGUGUGCGGUGGAGGCACACAGCACCAAUAAUCUGGUGUUCGGAAGGGGGACCAUGGUAAAAGUGGAUCUUAAUGUCCAGGACCCUGACCCCUCUGUGUACCAGAUGAGAAGCCCUAAAACCGGUAGGACUGUCUGCCUGUUCACCGAUUUUGAUUCUCAAGCUGAUUUCCAAAAACCGGAGGGGGCCACAGUGAUCAGCUUGAACAGUACUGUGCUGGACAUGAAGGUUAUGGAUUCCAAGAGCAAUGGGGCCCUGACCUGGAACAGCGAGACUAAUAUUGAAUGCAAGGAAAACUUCCAGCAGCCCUUCUACCCCAGUUCAAACUAUUCCUGUGAUGCCAAGUUGAUAGAGAAAAGCUUUGAAACAGAUAUGGACCUAAACUUCUACAACCUGCUAGUGAUUGGGCUACGCAUCCUCCUCCUGAAAGUGAUCGGAUUUAACCUGUUCAUGACGCUGCGGCUGUGGUCCUGCUGAGGUCACCAAGGAUGUGAGAGCCUGGCACUCCCCUGCUCCUGGCUAUGCACUGUACCUCUCCCACCUCUUCAAGCAGAAAGGCACACUCUCUGCCUCCAUGGAGGAGAAGGCUCCCUCUGCCUCUCUGGCCCCACUGGCAACACCGCCAACUGGAUCCUACCAGAUAUUUGUGAUCAAGAUGCUGAAGAGCUGCCAAACACUGUCUCCACCCUCUUUGUUCCCUCAUUGCUGCUUCUCACUCCCUGCAAAGGCCAGGGAGCUGCUGCGGCCUCUCUUGGCUGUGGGGAGACUCCCAGCCCCUCCCCUGAGACUGCCUCUUAUGUCCCCUGGGAUGAGGGAUCCCCAGUGGGUCCUCUUGGGCUCUAGCUCCUGAAGAAUGUUGUGAGGAGUUUUCUUUUUUUUUUAAUAGUGUUCAUAAAGAAAUAUGUAUCCCCUUUUCCCCCAAGAUGUGGGGAAAAUGAUUAUCUAGGCCCUGCUAUGCUGUUAUCUGAGCCACGUUGUAUAUUCUGCUACCCUUCAUUAAAGGCAGUUUGGAAGAGCAGA